GUGGGCAGUGAGCAGGCUAUCGACUUCGACGAGGAGCAGGAGCCCGAUAUCUACGACGGCGACGACAACGCCCAAGAGCCCGACAACGUCGACCCGAACGAUGACAACGUCGUAGUGUCCGGAGACGCGAGCGCCGCUGCUGCCGCCAAGAACAAACCCAAGAAUACGGUCGAGAGCGAGAAGGACAGGAAGGUCGCGUCACACCUCCGCACAACCACCCCGUACAUGACAAAGUACGAGAAGGCGCGUGUGCUGGGUACAAGGGCGCUACAGAUCAGUGGCAAUGCCCCAGUCCUAAUCGAUGUCGAAGGCAUGACAGACCCUCUCCAGAUUGCUGCAAAGGAGCUGCGCGAGAAGAAGAUUCCGCUGGUAGUGCGACGAUAUCUGCCAGACGGUUACUACGAGGAUUGGACCUGCGAGGAGCUUCUGACGUAG
Molecule: messenger RNA, 435 nt
Organism: Dothidotthia symphoricarpi CBS 119687
Lineage: Eukaryota; Fungi; Ascomycota; Dothideomycetes; Pleosporales; Dothidotthiaceae
Product: RNA polymerase Rpb6
Exons: 2
Biological process (GO): DNA-templated transcription
Cellular component (GO): RNA polymerase I complex; RNA polymerase III complex; RNA polymerase II, core complex
Molecular function (GO): DNA-directed RNA polymerase activity; DNA binding
Source: RefSeq, a predicted model, not a curated record